This is a messenger RNA of Limanda limanda (common dab), 4902 nucleotides long. It is a transcript of the gene nmt2, whose product is annotated as N-myristoyltransferase 2. Gene Ontology annotation, molecular function: glycylpeptide N-tetradecanoyltransferase activity. Gene Ontology annotation, cellular component: cytoplasm. The record is from RefSeq and is a predicted model, not a curated record. NCBI's taxonomy places the organism in Eukaryota, Metazoa, Chordata, Actinopteri, Pleuronectiformes, Pleuronectidae. Gene Ontology annotation, biological process: N-terminal peptidyl-glycine N-myristoylation. The coding region runs from base 1 to 1476 and encodes 491 amino acids. The transcript has 12 exons.
AUGGCGGAGGACAGCGAGUCCGCGGCCAGUCAGCAGAGCCUGGAGCUGGACGACCAGGACACCUGCGGGAUCGACGGAGACAACGAGGAGGAGAAUGAGCAUCUGCAGGGGAGUCCAGGGGGAGAUUUGGGGGCCAAGAGGAAGAAGAAGAAGCAGAAGAGGAAGAAAGAGAAGCCGAGCUCGGGGGGAGCCAAGUCUGACUCUGCCUCUGACUCUCAGGAGAUUAAGAACCCUGGUUUACCCAUUCAGAAGUUGCAGGACAUCCAAAGAGCCAUGGAGCUGCUGUCCUGCCAGGGUCCUGCAAAGAGCAUCGACGAGGCAGCCAAGCACAAGUACCAGUUUUGGGACACUCAGCCUGUGCCAAAGCUAAACGAAGUUGUGACGAGUCAUGGGCCGAUUGAAGCUGACAAAGACAACAUCAGACAGGAGCCAUAUUCCUUACCUCAAGGCUUCAUGUGGGACACUCUGGAUCUCAGCAAUGCAGAUGUGCUGAAAGAGCUGUACACACUGUUAAAUGAAAACUAUGUGGAGGACGAUGACAACAUGUUCAGAUUUGAUUACUCGCCAAACUUUCUCAAAUGGGCUCUGCGUCCACCUGGCUGGUUACCACAGUGGCAUUGUGGAGUGAGAGUGUCCUCCAAUAAGAAGCUUGUUGGCUUCAUUAGUGCCAUCCCUGCGGAUAUACGCAUCUAUGACAUGCUGAAAAGGAUGGUAGAAAUCAACUUCCUGUGUGUCCAUAAGAAGCUGCGCUCAAAGCGUGUGGCUCCUGUGCUCAUCAGAGAGAUCACACGGAGAGUGAACUUGGAGGGAAUAUUUCAGGCAGUGUACACAGCAGGAGUGGUACUCCCGAAACCUGUGUCCACAUGCAGGUAUUGGCAUCGUUCUUUGAACCCCAGAAAACUUGUGGAAGUUAAAUUCUCCCAUCUGAGCAGAAACAUGACCCUGCAAAGAACCAUGAAACUCUACAGACUACCAGAUAGCAUCAAAACCCCAGGUCUGCGGCUGAUGGAGAGACGCGACAUCCGCCAAGUCACCGAGCUGCUGCAGAAAUACCUUCAGCGUUUCCAGCUAGCACCUUCUUUGGGGGAAGAGGAGGUCACUCACUGGCUUUUGCCACAGGACAACAUAAUUGACACAUACGUAGUAGAGGGUGCUGGUGGUGUUCUGACAGAUUUCACAAGCUUCUACACUCUGCCCUCGACGGUGAUGCAUCAUCCUCUCCAUAGGACCCUGAAGGCAGCUUAUUCUUUUUACAAUGUUCAUACACAAACUCCGCUACUGGACCUAAUGAAUGAUGCACUGAUCUUGGCCAAACUGAAAGGUUUUGAUGUGUUCAAUGCCUUGGAUUUAAUGGAGAAUAAGGGGUUCCUGGAGAAGCUCAAGUUUGGCAUAGGAGAUGGAAAUCUGCAGUAUUACCUCUACAAUUGGAAGUGUCCACCAAUGGACCCUGAUAAGGUUGGCCUCGUCCUUCAGUAGCACGUGUCCUCACGGCGGCUACAAAAAAUACGGAUUGAGAGGUUUUCUGUGACCUCUGGCUUCUCCUUACCUGGACAUACAGGUAGCCCAAGCUAGACAAUGAAAACUACAACAGUCAAACCAACCUGGUGACCGGGCGGCGGUGCACCCGGCACUUGUGUCAUCGAGAACAUUCUCAGUUCCCCCGGAGCUGAAAACUCUUAAAUCAUCAACAUCCUGAAUGUGAAGUCAUGCUAUGCCUGAGAUACUCAUACAGUACAACGCUCCUGACACCAACGCUCACAUUUCAAAACACAUCAGUUUGACAUUCAAGAGGAUGCCUUGACAUUUGUGAGUCUUUGUUUAGCUCUUCCUCAGCAGACACUUUGUUACAAGGUACGGACGUGUUGUUUCAUUUCAUUGAGGGAAAACGUGUAAAUCAGGGAUGGGGAACCUUUUUUCUAUCAGGGGCCAUUUUAGUUUUUAAAACAUCCUUGGAGGGCCACAGUAAAGUAUUGUUUAUUAUUGACACAUUUAUCACACCAGGGCUCCUGACUAAGUUUUGGUUGCACUGGUGCGCCUAACUUUUUCAUUUCGGUGCACCCAAAAUUUUCACUGCGCCCUUUGGUACAACAAUAAAACACCUUUUAAACCUUUCCUUGGCAAUUCAAAUACACAUUGGUAAUAUCUGACCUAGGGCUUGGUAGUGCCACUGAUUUCCCAAAUCGAUUGGAUAUUCGAUCACAAGGUCUCGAUUUGAUUCGAUUAUGCAACUGUGCAAGGAAACCUCUAACUUGGUGCAUUAUUAAAAAUAUUGACAUUAGGUUGUGUUGUAUUUGGUUACUAUUCCGGCGUUUCCUUGAGGACAGGGUGCGGUGUGUGUGUGGCCGCGUCGCUCUUCACAACAAACAGUUAUGUGAGUGUGUGAGUGUCAGCUCGGCCUCGCUCCCUUAUUUAGAGGAUACGACUCGAUCCAAUACACAGACACACCAGCUAAAUGUUAGUGCGACCAAGGACACCAUUGUCAAACCGCCCUUCACCGAUUUUGUUCAUGUAUAUAUGAAUUGCCUCGCAGGCCGCACGUUCCCCACCCCUGAUGUAAAUGAUAAUCGGCAAGUAAACUUAACUUUUCUAAUUGUGUUCAAGUCCAAACGAUUAGUUAUUGUAUACCAACAGCAGCUGAACAUGUGUUCUCAUAUCAGUGUGGUCGGAAGGAUCUCUGCUGGUUGUGUCAUGGCCACAGUAGAGUUAGAAAUUCUGAGAUGAUUCUUUGAUAAGAGAAACAUCUCUUCCCUUUUUUUCACCUCAAACAUUCAUACCUUUAAAUCACAAAUAUAGAGAACAAGGAAGGACUUAUCCAGCUGGUGCAUUAAUCUACAUGUUUUUGUUGAAAAUAUAUAGUCACCUGUACAUUUAGAGUCAGAUCAUAUUUAAUCCUGUAGUGUGCUUUUGGGGUGUGGGAGGGCUGAUCCAAAGUAUUUUUCCUCUUAAGUAGUGUAGAUGUCACUGGGUUUGUUCGGUCAAUUAAGGUUUAAGGGGUUUUGAUGAAGAAUGUAUUGCAUCAACGAAGCACAAUUUUUCAGUUCUUAAACCAGAAGGAGGUUCCUUUUAAGGGUCAGGGUGCCCAGAUUUCAAACUGAUGAGUUGCAGAACAGAGUGUCAACUUUGUUAUUUCAUUUAAUUUAAGGAUUUAAGCUGUUUUCACAUUAUAAACCUGUUUCUAGAGAUUCCAUUGAUCAAUGUCAGUGGUGGGCUGUCCAGUUAGCAAGGCUGCUGAAUAAGUAACUGUUUCUAUACAAACUAAGAGGUGCUCAGCAGGGCAAUAAAACAUUGGGCAGGAAACACACAUAACUAGAAUGGCAUUCAGUAGGGCAAAGGCCUCCCCCAAGGCCCAACAGUCCCCUUAUAAAGCCACAUUUAAAUUCCCUAGAUCCAGUCAUUAUCUGGAACUGCACCAAUCAGUCCUAUAAAUAUGCCCAAGUUUUUCCAUCCGGGUCCAUGUUCUAGUUCCUGAGUAAUUAAUGAAAAUGUUGUUUUUAAAAUGCACUUUCUCUAAACAUUACAGAAAAUCCUGGAUCUGCCACAAAAUGUAAAAGGUUCUUUCUUUGCUCCCGUCCCAUCCUUCCACUAAGUUAUGUGGAAGUUUGUUCGGUAGUAAAAUAUAGUAUAAUAAAUAAAGAGGCAACAACUUAACCACAGUGGCAGAGGUAUAAAAAAAACAAACACCAGUUUAACAACAUUCAAGUGAUAUUGACUUUUCAAGUUCUACUAAAACGUUUUCAAAAUGGUCACCUUUCUCUCUAGAGGCAGUUUUAUAUCGUGGGAAUUGUGCAUGUGCUUUGACAUAGUGCAUGUUCUCAGCUAAGUCCCAUUUAAAACCGUCAGUUUUAUUUUUAGUCAUUGUCGCACAGGCCGCUUGCAAAGCAUUUAUCACUUCCUACUUUAAAUAGCCUGUUGCAAAGCAAAAAAAAACUUGUCCCUGUAAAAUUGCAGAACACUACGGUCGUAAGCAUUUCUGAACAGAUUCUCAUUCAAACUCUGGAGAAUUUAGCACAACUCUCAUACGGUCUGAAGUAAUUUCCAACAGCAUGCUGAAUCAACUGAAGCCUGUGUCAGUAACCGCGUCAAUUUGAAAUGUGAGCAUUUCCUGGUUUUCCAGUCUGCGUUCUUAUUGACUUCUCUCAGAUUUGUUUUUAAUGGUACUGUAUUUUGUGUGUCUGAAAAAUAUACUGUAGGUUAUUUUUUUAGUGUGUUGUGCAGCUACUUGCGUGAAACAGUUCUGAUAUUUAUAAUUGUACUUUGCAAAAGUGUCUUAAGACGUCAUUAUUCUUUUUCUUUCCAGUAUUUCCCUAAGAAUUCCAGUGAAACGGUUGAUUUCAGACGUGUCCCUCCACUCACGCUGUGGUGGUUUCCUCAAAAAGGGUUUAAAUGUUUUUAAACGGUCUUUUCUUUGUUCCUUUUGUUCGAUGUUCCUGUUCCCGUGGCUCUGUGUAACUGAAGAGGUAAAGGCUGCUGCAAUCUUCGUCAUUGAUUUUUCUCUAUGUGAUGUAGUUUCCUUCUCAUCCCUUUAUAAAUUAGCAAGAAAAGAACAACUGAUGGACAGUGUUCAACGAUUUUUUCUUUUGACCAUUGAAAGGUUGAACGAGUUACAUUCACACAGACAGAAGCUACCAGGUUAACUGAACCAGUGAAACCAGUAGCUGAGUGGACAGUGUGCCUCAUGGAUGUUGGUUGUCACAGAUGUGUUGCCUGCAGCUGUUUGAAUGAACUUUGAGCAUGAGUCAGUUUUGCUGCCGUGUUGAUUUUAGAGUUGAUGUUACUUAGCUACACCCUUUAGUGAGAACUCAACCUGAAGUACCUGCCUUAUUUAAAAAAACAAUGAUUUCUGUUUAUUUUUUAUUUUAAGUUUUUGGGAUGGGCUGGGGGGGAUGGGUAUGUACUUUUGAA